AUGUUUCAGGACUCGGUGGCUUUCGAGGAUGUGGCUGUGAACUUCACCCAGGAGGAAUGGUCUUUGCUGGAUCCUUCCCAGAAGAAUCUCUACAGAGAAGUGAUGCAGGAAACCUUGAGGAACCUGGCCUCUAUAGGAGAAAAAUGGAAAGACGAGAACAUUGAAGAUCAGUACAAAAAUCCCAGGAAUAAUCUAAGAAGUCUUCUGGGAGAGAGAGUCGAUGAAAAUACAGAAGAAAAUCAUUGUGGAGAAAUUUUUAGCCAGAUUCCAGAUGACGCACUGAACAAAAAAACUUCUCCUGGAGUAAAAUCAUGUGAAAGCAGUGUGUGUGGAGAAGUCUUCCUGGGUCAUUCUUCCCUUAAUAGGCACAUUAGAGCUGACGCUGCACACAAGCCAUCUGAGUAUCAGGAAUAUGGACAGAAGCCAUAUAAGUGUCAACAACGUAAGAAAGCCUUCAGAUGUCACCCCUCCUUUCAAACGGAAGAAAAGGCUCACACUGGAGAAAAACUCUAUCAUUGUAAAGAAUGUGGAAAAACCUUCAUAUCCCGUUCAAGCAUUCGAAGACACAUGAUAAUGCACAAUGGAGAUGGACCUUAUAAGUGUAAGUUUUGUGGGAAAGCCUGCCCUUGUCUCAGAGUAUGUCUUAUACAUGAACGAGUUCACACUGGAGAGAAACCAUAUGAAUGUAAACAAUGUGGUAAAGCCUUUAGUUAUUCAAAUUCCCUUCAAAUACAUGAAAGAACUCACACUGGAGAGAAGCCUUAUGAAUGUAAGGAAUGUGGGAAAGCGUUUGGUAGUCCCAAUUCCUUUUAUGAACAUAAAAGAAUUCACACUGGAGAGAAGCCAUAUGAAUGCAAACAAUGUGGAAAAGCCUUCAGAUGGUUCCAUUCCUUUCAAAUACAUGAAAGAACUCACAGUGAGGAAAAGCCUUAUGAAUGUACCAAAUGUGGGAAAGCAUUCAAGUCCUUCAUUUCUUCCACUUCCUUUCGAUAUCAUGAAAGGACUCACACUGGAGAGAAACCCUAUGCUUGUAAGCAAUGUGGGAAAGCCUUCAGAUCUGCCUCACACCUUCAAAUGCAUAAAAGGACUCACACUCAAGAGAAACCCUAUGAAUGUAAGCAGUGUGGUAAAGCCUUCAUUUUUUCCACUUCCUUCCGAUAUCAUGAAAGGACUCACACUGGAGAGAAACCCUAUGAGUGUAAGCAAUGUGGGAAAGCCUUCAGAUCUGCCUCACACCUUCAAAUACAUGAAAGGACUCACACUGGAGAGAAACCCUAUGAGUGUAAGCAAUGUGGAAAAGCCUUUAUUUCUUUCAGUUCCGUUCGGUACCACGAAAGGACUCACACUGGAGAGAAACAGUAUGAGUGUAAGCAAUGUGGGAAAGCCUUCAUGUCUUCUACUGCAUUUCAGUAUCAUGAAAAGACCCACACUGGAGAGAAACCCUAUGAAUGUAAGCAAUGUGGGAAAGCUUUCAUUUCUUCCAGUAGCCUUCGAUAUCAUGAAAGGACUCACACUGGAGAGAAACCUUACGAAUGUAAGCAGUGUGGUAAAGCCUUCAGAUCUGCCACUCAACUUCAAAUGCAUAGAAAGAUUCAUACUGGAGAGAAACCCUAUGAGUGUAAGCAAUGUGGGAAAGUCUACAGAUCUGCCUCACAACUUCGAGUACUUGAAAGGACUCACACUGGAGAGAAACCCUAUGAAUAUAAGCAAUAUGGGAAAGCCUUCAGAUCUGCUAAGAACCUUCAAAUACAGACAAUGUAAACAAAUGUUUAUAGCAACUGCCUACUAACAUGUUAUUCUCUAUUUGUUGUUGUUGUUUGAGAUGGAGUCUUGCUGUGUUGCCCAGGCUGGAGUGCAGUGGUGUGAUCUUGGCU
This is a messenger RNA of Macaca mulatta (Rhesus monkey), 1874 nucleotides long. Lineage: Eukaryota; Metazoa; Chordata; Mammalia; Primates; Cercopithecidae. The record is from RefSeq and is a predicted model, not a curated record.